AGGCAGGCCAGCCGGCCAAGCCAAAAGCUUCAAGGCUCUCAGAAAAGCCACACUGCGCUUGUGUCUUCUUCCUUCUUCAGUCUCCCAGCUAAGCUGCUUGCAGCUUUCAAUUAAUCUCCGCCUCCAAUUCCCUGGGACUAUCCUAGCCCUAGUUUGGCUAUUUCAGAGGUUGAUUGGUUUUCUUUUUUGCUUUUCUUUUUGCUUUUGAUUGUUUUUUCCCCCUUUUUAAAUGAGCACCGCAAAGCUGCAAGCUCCACCUCCACAGAAGAAAACAGCCCGGAUCUGGAUGUUUUCCUCCUCUCCUCUCCUGCUUUGCUUUCCUUUUGCUUGAGGUUUUUGAUUUUGGAUGCAGACAUUGCAGGAACACAAUAAGGUAUAGCAAGCAGAACUGCUGGGAGGACUCAGAGAAACGAUGGGGAGGACAGAGAAAGACUCUGAAAUUACAGGCGUGAGAUCCAUAGAUCUCUAGGUUUUCGAGGAUGUCUUGGUGCCUCAGAUUUACUUCAUUAUGUCUUCCUCCAAGCUCCAAGAUGCAGAUGAAGUGUUUGAUUUUAAUGAUGUGAUUCCAGAGACCCAGAGGCUGGACAGUAGCUUACAGAAGGCCCGUGCCCAACUCUCAGCCAAGGGCAAGCGACAGCGCCCCUCUCGGUCCCGCUUGAGAGACAGCAUCAGCUCUGCAGAAGGGGAUGAUAUCCUGGAGAAGAAGGUGGGCGAAGGUUGUGGAAGCCCAAUCUAUCACCUGAGAUCCCCUCUUCAUGACUCCCUCCAUGCUUCAUCAUCUCUCCCCAGUUCCUCGGUCUUCACUCGGACCGUUGAGUUUUCCUUUGAUGCCUCAGCAGUACAGAGGUCCCUGGAACAGGAAGAGGGUCCCUCAUCUCCUCUCAUCCGUUACCGACCCCUGACCAAUACCCCAUCCCAGGAGGGCUUAGGGGGCACCCCCACCAGCUCCUCACCCAAGUCCUGUCCCAGCUCAGACAGCUCACCUAUCUACGCACGCAGAGAGAGGCAUAGUGAAGAUGACAGCAGGGAUGCAAGUCCUCCAGAGCUGGAAAGCCCCACAAUUGGGCUUGACAAGAAAACAAGACGGAAGUUUUUGGAUUUGGGGGUCACCCUCAGGAGGGCAUCUUCUGGGAAAAGCAGAAAAGAGAAAGGGGGCAACCGUCUCUCUAUAGGCAAUAGGGAGUUGAUGGAGGGUUCCAGCCGUUCCUCGGGAUCGCCCUACAUCCCUUUCUCCUGGUUUACAGACAGCGGGAAAGGCUCAGCCUCUUCAGGCAGCACAGCUUCUCCUACCUCUUCCCCCAAGAACGAGGCCUUCAGCCGCAAGAAAUCUGCCUCCCAGGAGUCCACCCUAAGUGAUGACUCCACCCCGCCCAGCAGCAGUCCUAAGACCUUGAGCAUGGUCCUGCCAGAGACCAAGUGCUCCUAUCCUUACCAUACACUGUCACAAUCAUCAGAUGAGUUUCUGGAUGAGCCUCUGAGUGCCGCUUCAAUGUGGAGCAGCCAGAAAGUAGGCCAGUGGCUGGAGAGUUUGAACCUAGAACAGUACAUGGCAGAAUUUGCUGCUCAAGAUGUGGAUGGACAACAAUUGCUGCUCCUUGAUGGAGCCAAACUGAAGGCACUUGGUGUCAGCAACUCUCAUGAUCGGUCUCUUUUAAAGAGAAAGCUGAAGGAGCUGAAUGCAGCUGUCGAGAAGGAGAAGAAAGCCCAGGAAAAGAUGGAGAAGCAGAAAGAAAAACAGAAAAAGAAAGAGCAGGAACAGAGGAAGAGUUAAGCAAAGAGGGGAAGGGGGGAAUUACUGUUUCCCAGCAUAGGCGUAGACCCAUUUCCCCCUAUUUCUAUGGAACAUCUCUGGAAUGAAGGGGAUGGACAUCAGCUUCCAGGAAAAGGGGAGGGCAAGACGCAGGCACAGUCCUACCAAAAGUUACGGGCUUGGGUGGGAUGUAGGGUAAACCUGAACUUGCUCUGGGACUAGAUAGUGGUGACACCAGCAGCAGGAGCUAGGCACACCACUGAUGGUGGACUGGCCACAAGUGACAGAGAAGACCAAGUUGCUACAAAGGGUGUCUCCUCUACUGUGCCAGGACAAUCCAACUGCACUUUCAGGGGGCUAGCAAGACUCCCUCUGCCAGUGGUGCAACUUGGAGGUGGGUGAUGAUGCUGUCUCCCCAGCCCCUGCCCUGUGAAUAUCUUCAGAUGACACUGCUGAAUAUCCCUAUAGAUCUUAUUCCUCUACACAAAAUUGCUCACCUCAGAGGCUUUGAUGGGUUCACACCCUAUGUCAUUUAGGUGUCCCAUCACACCCUCCUGCCAUUACCAGGGGAACACAGCUGCCUUGCAAAACACAGAUGAGAGAUACACAGACGUGCAUGCACACACAUACACAGACACUCCCAAAAUACAGCAAGGUUGAGACAACUGCAUAACAGUUUCUUUUAGACUCCCUUCUACCUCUCUCCCACAAGGUUUCUGGAUCAGGAGUAAGCGGUCUUUGCCCAUUCUUUGCAUCUGCCUAUAGAAUGGCAUUGCUGGGAGUGGGCAGGUAGGUUGCUCACAGCUUAAGUAAGAGAAGAAAUGGGGGAGGAGGAGCUUUAGAUGCCUGGCAAUAUACAGCAAAGAACCACAGUGGAAUAAAAGAAAUCUUGCAUUGUC
Candoia aspera is the source of this 2649-nucleotide messenger RNA. It is a transcript of the gene SAMD14, whose product is annotated as sterile alpha motif domain containing 14. NCBI's taxonomy places the organism in Eukaryota, Metazoa, Chordata, Lepidosauria, Squamata, Candoiidae. Gene Ontology annotation, molecular function: actin filament binding. The transcript is spliced from 10 exons. Gene Ontology annotation, cellular component: cytoplasm; actin cytoskeleton; dendrite. Gene Ontology annotation, biological process: calcium-mediated signaling; neuron projection development; actin filament organization. The coding region runs from base 509 to 1771 and encodes 420 amino acids. The record is from RefSeq and is a predicted model, not a curated record.